UAUAUCGCAAGUCUAACCUGUAGGAUAUUUACUUUAUACAUCUUACACUGUUCCUGAAAGUAACCGGCACUACUGUGUGAUUUUUGUUUCAAAUUCAGUCAAAAUGACACUGGACAAACCAGACAUGUCCAACUUUCGAGUUAUAGUUUUAUUAGCUGUUGAUGAUACGGAAUAUUCGGAAUAUGCUUUUAAUUGGUAUCGAGAUUUUGUUCACAGACCAGAAAAUUUCCUAGUUUUAUUACACUGCACAGAACAUGAUAACCAGGAAUUACGUGAUGCUAGUCCAGGAAGAACGAAGACUAUGAUAGUCGAAUUAACAGAAAGAAUGAGAUUUAUUGAGGAUAAGUUUGGUCAACUUAUGCAACGAUCAGGAAUAUCUGGUAGAAUACAGCGAGGCGGUGGAAAGCCUGGAGAAGCUAUUAUUAAAGCCGCCGUCGAAGAAGGCGCUAGUAUGAUAGUCACCGGAACACGAGGAUUAGGAAAGAUAAAACGAACAUUUUUGGGCAGUGUUAGUGAUUAUGUGGCCCAUCAUUCACCAGUGCCUGUUAUUAUCUGUAGAAAAACCUGCAAAUCUUCUGAAUAACCAAUUAAAAUAUCUAGUAUUAUUCCAAGCAGCAUGUUUGGUGUUAAACUAUUACACGAACAUUGUUCAUACUGCCUUCAAUUAACUGUAUUUAUUAGGAGAUGUUUUCAACUAGAGCAGUUUUCAGACUUGGUGAUCUAGCUACAGUGUGAAUAUACAAAUAGGCAGUGGAUGAACAUGGUCCAGAUUUGAGCAACGAUAACACUUUUGAUUAAUAUUUCCAUAACAAUGCUUGCUAUCCUUAACUUCCCACAGUUACUUCGAUACUGAAGCACUAUUCUCACUAUAUUUCUGUAACAGAUUCACAUUAGUUCUUUUUUUACAGUAUUAAUGUGUAUGCUGUCGCACUUAAGCUUAAUACCUUACAUAAUUAUUGUUAUGUUUGCAUUCUAAACUAUUUCUCUAUGCUAUAUUCUAUAAUACCCUUUCAUAUUCAGUUAUAUUCGCAUUCUAGAAUAGUCGUCUAUUUUGAGAUGUUAUAUUCACAGUUUAAAAAAGCCCACUAUAUCUCGAUGUUGUAUUAAGCAAGGAAGCAAAAUAUCACCCUCGAAUUAAUAGGGGAACCCCAAAAUCAGUGUUUGAAUUGUCUUACAAUUUAAAUAUGCGUAGUUCGCAAUAGUUAUAUUAUAAUUAUAUAAUAAUGUGCAUAAUAUAAUUACAAGGAGAAAACUUUAAAUUGUCUUAUAUCAAAAAAAGUAAGACUAUGAAAUGAUAUAUGGUUGUAACUGAUCGUUAAUUCUUCUAUGACAAAUUGUUAAUCUACUCUCUGUUAUUGCCUUUUCCCACCAUAGAGACAUAGUAAUAUUCACUUUAAUAGAGAUAUGUGUCGUAAAAAAAAAGACGAACAAAUAAGCCUUUCAAAAAAGGUUGCUUCCCUCGAAUUUAACAGCUUUUGAAAUCUAGAUGUCGAUUUUGUCAAAAUAAAAGAAGGCUAGAUCAAAUGCAAGUCAAAUCGUCUGAGACAUUAUUAGACUUGAAACCUUGUGCUGUGCGAUAAGACAGGACUUGUAUUCCUCACAAUAUGCGAAACCUAAACGAUGCAAGCUAUAACUAAUUGACAGACAUUGAGGCAGCCUAUGGUUACUGGGCAAUGGGGGAUAACUGACUAUAUACAAUAUUUUAUACAGAUUUUGAAAUCAUCUUUGUAGGUUUUACCCUGCACUUGUACAAAACGAAUAAAAUAAAAUUUAUUUGUCACGGUC
Messenger RNA from Lottia gigantea (owl limpet), 1785 nucleotides. RefSeq lists its product as hypothetical. The transcript is spliced from 4 exons. Bases 104 to 583 code for a protein of 159 amino acids. NCBI's taxonomy places the organism in Eukaryota, Metazoa, Mollusca, Gastropoda, Lottiidae. The record is from RefSeq and is a predicted model, not a curated record.